Messenger RNA from Silurus meridionalis, 2721 nucleotides. RefSeq lists its product as uncharacterized. The record is from RefSeq and is a predicted model, not a curated record. Lineage: Eukaryota; Metazoa; Chordata; Actinopteri; Siluriformes; Siluridae. Bases 472 to 1266 code for a protein of 264 amino acids. The transcript has 8 exons.
AUCCUUUCCAAGAUGGCGGCUCUGCUGACGCGUCUGAGGUCUGACACGCUCGUGAGACGGCACAAAAAAAAGAAGAAGGAAAAAAAACUAGUGUCGGUGUACCAUUAGUCUAAUCGAAUUAAAAUCGGAUAAAUGUGCAGAAAAAAAAUACAGUGAAUUAAAUAAUCGACAAAAAAGGAAAAAAGAAACGGAAAAAACGUCACUUCCGGUCGAUUACGAUUGGUUCCCGCUCUUUUUCAAAUUUUGAAAUUUGGUGAGACAUCAGGGCGCGUGCAGCGAUCCGGAUUUAUUCUAUUUGAUCAUAAACUCUGUAAAAUCUGCAUUUUUAUCAUCAUUUUUAUCUUUACAAGAGGAAUGAAACAUGGAAAUGAAUCUUUGGACACACUGAACACAUGCUGAUGUGAUGAUCAACAACAUUCAAGAAAGUUGCAGCAUCACUGAAGUGUUUCUUUAAUUUUAAUUGUUAAUGUCAUGGGUAAGAUUUCAAUCAAAUCAUCCUCAAAGAAGAGACGAUUAUAUUCCACUGAGAGCGAAAACGAACAGCAAGAAGUUAACGUGAAAGAAGAGAGUGAGAACAGCUUCCCUGAAGCAAAAGAAAAUCAGUCCGAUGGGUUGAGUGUUUCAACCCCGUCCACUCCCACCUCUCUCAGCAUUAACACUUCAGCUUCCGAUCAAAGUCAUGUUGUUACUCCAGCGUUCAGCAGUAGUAACAUAGGACGAGUGACCAUCAACACCAGUAUCGUGAACAUCACGCCUCACCGCAGGGAGAAAAACAACAAAGCUCAGGAUGUAUCUGAACUCGACUCCACAACAACUAUUUUGAGAACGCCUAGAAAAUCCAGGAAGUGGAAGAGAAGUCGACGUUCUGCUGCCAGAAGAUGUCUCCCCUUCCAGACCCGUACCAUGGUGGGUGAGAUCUCCGGAGCUCUGGUGACUGCCGAGUAUCACUGCAGCGGUUGUGGCUUGAAAAUCCCUUCCUGGAAUCCUCCCCGCUUCAGAGUCAGGUGCUCCGGGUGCAAGACGAGCUGGAGGUGCGAUAAAGUCCCCUGCACUUGCAAAGCUAAAAUAGUCCUGGAGCAGGAACGUGGUCAGAUACAGAGGGUGACGCUGGACGACUUGCUCCUGCGCUCCAUCGUCAGGUUUAAACUGAAAGGCUACUGCAAGACGAAGAGCAUCGAGAUGAAGAUCCUGAAGGUUGGGACUGUCAGAGUAAUGUAUGAUGCAGGAGUUGUGAGCAGCGUGACCAAGUUCACUGACUCUCUGUGAUGUGCUGGACGUCUUUCCAAGAGAAUCCGAUCAGGAAUUCGAAUUCUUUCCGUUAUCCCUGGACUCCAGCUGGAUGUAAAAUGUCUUACAGUUAAAUUGAUAUCAGUGGCAACAUCUAUGCAAAGUCUAGAAGUCUACGCUGGGUGUAGCUGCAUCUAGCUGUAGGUUUCGAUGUUGCAAAAGGCUGAAUUUAGUCUAGAAAAGGAUCAGUUUAUUUAAUCCGGAUGAAUCCAGAAUCUCUAGUAUAAACCCAACCGGCCCCAGUAUUCACCCGUAAAAUGAAUAAAUCAAAGAAAAAAGGAAAGAAGGCCAUGUCAGAGGUUUCCUCAUGGAAAGUUUCUUAUAUUUCACACGUGCUCAUGUUAGUAGCUGGAGUCUAAGGUUUACAGCUCUGUGGUUGCCAGAUAUUCUUCUGUGACAUGAUCACCACCACUGCUCUCGAUCACUCCACUGUUUCUCUAAGAACCAAAGCAGGCAUUGUAAGUGUUUUAUAACUAUUGUGAUGUGAUCAGUCUGUCAGACAAUGAUGCUGGAGUUAAUACUGCUGUUUACAAGAAUCACUUUAAGCUGUGACUCGUAUAACAUGUAACUCAGACAUCCAGGCUUUUUUUCAGGCUCCACUCAGGAGGAACAUCUCUCACACUCUGGUCUGUAGUUCACUCUGAGAUCUAAAAACUAACAUGAACAAGUUUCUUAUUCAAUCGUCACCUGGUGAUUUGGAUUCUUCAGGCAGGUAUUUGAAGUUCUGUUUGAAGUUCUUGCAGUUAAACAUCAAAUCUCAAUCCCUGACAGUGUCCACGUUCAGAUUAGCUUUAGCAUUCACUAUUUUUCUGUGUGUCCGUUUCUUCAUCUGCAUGAAAGUUUUUUUAUGUCCAUUUUUAUGUUUGUAUGAUUUUUGUUUGUUCUUUCAAAAUUCUUCUGGCAUUACUCGGUUCUAUCAUGGGACCUAAUGUAGAUAUUCUCAAGGGAUUUUCUGGAACAUGUCCAGUGAUUUUAUAAUUUUUGCAUUUGUACUACAUACAAAUGAGAUAUUUAACAAGAUAUUUGACAAGAUAUUUACAUUUACAUUUAUUUUUACAUUUAUAUUUAACAAGAUAUUUGACAAGAUAUUUGAAAUGAGAUAUUUUUUGUUCAUGAUCUUCAUGUUUGGUUUUGUUUUCAUUUGGUCCUGUUAUCUCAUAUUUUGUGCAUUACAUCUUCUCAUGGAAGUGGGAGCUCAAGAUGUUGGACAUCUGAAUUGAAGCUGCCACUGUUUUUGCCACUGAGCCUCAAUCCUCAGAUGAUGUGGGCAUAAAUGCAAUGCUGGUGUACAGUUACAUGUGAAUGGUUCGGGAAUCAAACUGAUGAAACUGUGUACUGGUGUAUUUAAUAAAAACAUAAAAUACUUCAAAUAACUGCACACACUAAAUUAUUUCCUUUUACCGUAGUUCAUCUCCUCAACAUUGAGUUUCUUGA